AUGAUCGCGAUAGAUACGAACUGUACUAUGACAGUCGGUGAUACCCAUUCGACGCUAGCAGCCGCGCGAGCCGACAACUUCUACUACCCGCCGGAAUGGACGCCGGAGCAGGGCUCGCUGAACAAGUUCCAGGGACAGCACCCGCUGAGAGAACGAGCCAAGAAGCUGGGCGAUGGGAUUCUCGUCAUCAGGUUUGAGAUGCCGUUCCACGUGUGGUGUGGCGGGUGCAAGGCCAUGAUCGCCAAGGGCGUGCGCUUCAACGCCGAGAAGAAGCACAUCGCCAACUACCUCUCCACCAAGAUAUGGAGUUUCAAGAUGCGCUCAGCGUGCUGCCAGCACGAGAUAGAGAUCCACACGGACCCCAAGAACUGCGACUACCUCGUCGUGAGUGCAGCGGAGCGCAAGGCAGUGGAGUACGAUGCAGAGGAUGCCGGCACUGUGGAGCUGCCCUCCAAAGAGGAGCGAGAGCAGCUGUUGGAUCCGCUGGUGCGAUUGGAGCAUGGGGGCCGCGACCGCAAGAGGGCAGCAGCAGCGGCACCCACUCUAGCUGCCGUGAAGGCUGCUGCGGACACCAAACAUGCGGACCCCUUCCGCCUCAACCGUGUGCUGCGCUCCCAGCUCCGGGAGCGCAAGAAGCGGGUGGCAGAGGAGGAGGCAGAGGCGCGCAGCAGGGGGCUGGCGAUCCGGCUGCUGCCGCCCUCACAGGCGGACAGUGCAGCAGCUGCAGCAGCGCCCUUCGCCCACCGCUUUGACCACAACCGCGCGGAGAAGAGAGCUGCCAUUCGCAGCGCCUCCAUCUUCACCCCCCCUGCUGCUCCCUCCGCCACUCCUGCUGCCGCUGGCAGCUCGCCUUGCCUCCCGCCUUCCCUGUCUGUUCCAUCAUUUUUGCAAGAUGUUCCUGUUGCAAGUGAUGUGAUGAGCAGUAGCAUGUUGUAA
Closterium sp. Naga37s-1 is the source of this 936-nucleotide messenger RNA. Lineage: Eukaryota; Viridiplantae; Streptophyta; Zygnematophyceae; Desmidiales; Closteriaceae. The record is from the annotation of a GenBank genome assembly.